Messenger RNA from Spodoptera littoralis (African cotton leafworm), 3147 nucleotides. NCBI's taxonomy places the organism in Eukaryota, Metazoa, Arthropoda, Insecta, Lepidoptera, Noctuidae. The record is from the annotation of a GenBank genome assembly.
AUGCGUAAGCGCAGCGCGUCGAGCGGCGUCGGGCAGAGAGGCGGAGCUCGCGGCGGCGCGCGGACGAUGCCGCGCUGGCUGUGGGCGGCCAUGAUCCUCGCGGCGGCGGCCGGCGCCGGCGCCUGGGCCCCGCCGGCCCCGACCCUUGUGCUCACCCCGCGGGUGCGCAGGCAUGUCGGACACACCACCACCCGCCACCUUCAGCUGCUCGGCUGGCAUCUGGAGCUACAGGAGAAUAGGCAAAUACGAUCUCCUUAUUACAAUGAGUGCAAGUUCUACAGAGGAAGAGUUUUGAAUGAAGAGCAGUCGUCCGCGACAGUGACGGACUGUGAUGGUCAACUGUAUGGGCUGCUGCAGGUCGGCAGCGAGGAGUUCGUGUUGCAGCCGACAAGAAAAGAAGGAUCAGCACAUGUUCUGCGGAGACGUGACGUGGAACUGUCCGAAUGGGCCGCCGCGUACAAUCUCACUGGUGACACGGUCACCGACCUUGAACUUGACUUCGGAGAAGAGGCCGACCCGGUGCCAGAACCACAUGUUCGAGCCAGAUACAGUGUUCAUCCUGAUACUGACUAUUUCCGUGGACCAAGAACUAUCAGUAGGCCAGUUUCAGGUGUCAAGGGUUUGUGGCUCGAAAUGGCCAUCGUGGCCGACCAUACGAUGCUCAAGUUCCACGGCAAGGAGAGAGUGAAGCACUACAUUCUCGCGUUAAUGAACAUCGUCAGUGCCAUCUUCAACGAUCCCUCGCUGAACUCUAACAUGACGCUCGUGAUCAACAAACUGUACCUGUACGAGGAGAAAGAUUAUGUAAUAAAGUAUGGAAACGUGAAGAAGUCUUUGGAGGCUGUGAAUAAAUGGAACUACAGACAUUUGAUGAAGUUGCCAGCAGAUAAUACUGGAUGGGAUGCUGCAGUGUGGCUGACUCGAGCACAGCUAGGUGGACCUUCAGGGUUUGCUCCUGUGGGUGGAGUCUGUUCAAGAACUAGAUCUGCUGCUAUAGACCGGGAUGAGGGUCUCACCAGCGCCUUUGUAAUUGCACAUGAACUGGGACAUCUACUUGGGUUGACUCACGACGGCGACAGUCAGUGUCAGAGCGAAGCAGUACGAGGAUCCGUGAUGGCCCCAACAGUCUUGGCCACGCUCCACAACUAUGCGUGGUCUUCCUGCUCUAAAGAACAGUUCCACGAUAAGUCCAAACGCUGGUGGUGCUUGCAUGAACGAAGUCAUGAUGAGGGAGUGGAGUUGGGUGGUGCCAAAGAAAUAUCCAACUAUGUAUUCACUAUGGAUGAACAGUGCCGCACAGAAUUUGGUGAAGGGUUCUCAGUGUGCAAGUCGGUGAAGGUGCGGUCGGCGUGUUCGCGGCUGUGGUGCGCGCACCGCGCCAUGCCGCACGUCUGCCGCUCCAAGCGCGCGCCGCCGCUCGAGGGCACGCCCUGCGGUCACAACAAGUGGUGUGUGGAUCGCAUAUGUGAACCGAUGCCUGGACACGCUAUCAAGACUGAAACUGACAAGCAAACCGAGGUGAUAGAACGAGGUAGUAAUAUGGAGGAGAAAGAGAUAGAGAGUGAGAAACCAGAGUGGAGUGAUUGGGGCGCGUGGAGUGACUGUAGCGCUGACUGCGGGUAUGGUCUGCGGACACGCAUCAGAAGGUGCAGGUACAAAGGCAUAACAUCGGAGAGUGCAUGUGAAGGCGCCGGUUUCCAAGUGCGCACGUGUUGGGCGGGCGUCGUAUGCGCAGCGACACGCGACGUACGCGCAGACAUCUGUUUACGGCAACACGCUCGGUUCAUACCCUACUUACAUCCUAAUGAAACUCAACACUGUGAGGUGUGGUGUGUGGACUAUGGCGGCGGAGGUCCGUCGAACUUUGGCGCCCUCCCAGAUGGAACACCCUGUAGCUACAACAGACCUUAUGAUGUGUGCUUCCAGGGUACGUGUGUCCAAGGACACUGCAACUCUUCGGAUUCGAUCUGCAACUGGUGUCCGGACGGAUACUGCAACAACAACACACAUGUUUACACACGACAACUUGGCAAUGGUUGGACUCGCAUGACAAUGAUCCCACACGACGCUCACCAACUAUCGGUUCACAUCGCGACACCAAUACCUCUGAACAUUGCAAUGCGAGAAAAGAAACGUGACAAACAGAUCUUGGACUUAAUGAAACAUUCAAAACGUUACGACAUCGAUAGUAAACAGGACAAAUACUUGAAGUAUGAUCCCAAUGUGCCACAGAACUUGCAGAUUAUAGAAAUGGACAAUCAUGUCAUUGAUAUAAAGGAGGGAGCUCGCUGGGAGGGAGAGGUAGUGGCAUCUGGCACGCUCCUGCGCUGGACUCGAACCGACACAGAUGUCUUUAUAUCCUCCGAGUCUCGCCUGCAAACUGACUUAAUGAUUAUGGCGUUUCCUGAGCAUCCAGUGGUGUCUGGUGAGGUGGUGACGGUGGAAGUCUCCGUCAACUACAGCACUCCAGCCAGUCGAACCAGACCUUUGGAGUACAGAUGGUCUACGGAACGGGGGCCAUGUUCUGCGUCGUGUGGUGGAGGUGUCCGAGUAGUGCGUCCGCGCUGCCUGCGCGAUCACAAAUGCGCACCAGUUAUGUUCGAAGCCUGCAAUACACAUAGUUGUGAGUUCACGUGGGUUGGUGGCGAGUGGGAGGAGUGCAGCGCCACGUGUGGACACGAGGGCGUGCAUGAGAGGCAGCUGUUCUGUGUACCACUGAAUGUCAGUACAACAUCAAGAAGAGAGCUCAUAAAGAACAGCGUGUCCCCGGCGUUGUGUACGUCACCGAAGCCGAGCAAAUAUCAGCCGUGUAACCGAAUAUCUUGUCCUGUCUACUGGAGGGAGUUGCCGUGGACUCAGUGCUCCACAACGUGCGGGCGCGGCAUCUCGCGGCGGCCGCUGGUGUGUCCGGCGGCGGACGCGCGGCAGUGCGGCGCCAAGCCGCGCGAGCGACACCGGCGCUGCCGCGUGCGCGGCUGCGGGGCGCGCGCGCCGCCCGCCGCCUGCCCGCCCGCCGACACCACGCAGUACUGCGAGCUCUUCGAGCGCGACCAGCUCGCGCGCCACUGCCUCGUGCCGCCCUUCCGCAAGUACUGCUGCAACGCCUGUCGACAGCUCGACCACGCACACUCCAGGGGCCACGGUUAG